Molecule: messenger RNA, 867 nt
Organism: Hibiscus syriacus
Lineage: Eukaryota; Viridiplantae; Streptophyta; Magnoliopsida; Malvales; Malvaceae
Exons: 3
Coding region: 58-555 (165 amino acids)
Source: RefSeq, a predicted model, not a curated record
CUUGAAUAGUGGAAGAAGGAAUAUAUUCAAUUCAUUCGCUUAAUCAAAUUGGGUAAAAUGAAGGUGAAAGUAGUGUGCAGGAAACUGUAUGACUACAUCCGAUACGAUCUCAAAGAAAUAGCUUUUCCUUCUUCAUUGCCUGAUCCUCCCCACAUCAAAAAACGCCGCAAAUUGACUUGGCACGAGCGUUUCCUAGUCUUGAAGGAGGCCUCAAGGCUUUAUGCUGCAAGCUGGGUGAGGGAUAUUGGUCCUGAUCUUCGACCAAAUGAUUAUAAGAAGGAUGAUGAGACUGAAGGUAAACCCAAUGGUGAUAAGAGUAGGGCUAAAGUGACAGAACCUUCAACAUUGGAAGACAUUGCGGUUGCUGCAAGAGGAGGGAUGGAUACUUUGAGGCCUGCUUUACAGAGGUUAUACAUGACAAGGGCUUCUGCGUAUAGAGAUGCUCUUAAGAGUUUUAUAGAAGGAUAUCAAGAAGGUAUCCAGCAGGUCAUGGAGAAAAAGGAAGAUUCUUCUAAACCACAGCAAGACAGCAGUGCCAAGAAAAAUUCAACUUGAUGGCUGUUACGUGCAUAAAAGGAGAUGCAUGUGAGUACUUCUCCAGCAUACCUAUUGUAGAUACAAGUUUAGAGCUUUGGGGGAGCUGGGUUGGCUUGAAAUCACAAGCAUGAUCCAUAUACUGAGAAUUCUUCAUUCAUAGUGGUGAAACUUUUCCUUCUUGACGUUUCAUGUUUGUUAGUUUUUGUUUUUAGUUUAGUAUUCAACAUCCUUAUGCUUGGAGAAAUGUAAAAGAACCAUGAUGCCUUAUGUCUAUGGUAAGAGCAACCGGAAAAAUUACUUAGAUAUCUGCUGCCAGUUGGUAAAUGGAGC